Molecule: messenger RNA, 7077 nt
Organism: Xyrichtys novacula (pearly razorfish)
Lineage: Eukaryota; Metazoa; Chordata; Actinopteri; Labriformes; Labridae
Source: the annotation of a GenBank genome assembly
UAUCUUUUAUUUUAUUUUUUUGGAAGUGCUCGUGCCGCCCCCCAUGAGUCAUGACACAAAUGCCGCCCCGGGCGGCUGCCCUGUUCGCCCGUGCCUAGAACCGCUACUGAGUACUUGUAUUUCCAGUCUGGAACAAAGUUGCAGCUAAUCCAAUUUUCUGUCAGUGCUGCUGGCAGAGAUGUGCAGACAGUAUGACUAAAAGGUUAGACAAUAACAACACAAAAAAAAGAAAACACGCAUGUCAUUAGACCAGAUUCUUUGGUGCUCUGAAACAGUUACUUUUGCAGGAUGAAAUCUCACUUUUAGGACAUUAUUUUGACCUGUAGGACUUCUGUGUAUCUUUACCAGGCUCUGUGUGCUUAUCACACACACACUUAAAGACGUUAUCUCAGUUUCCCAUGAGUCUGGGCCUUUUUCUGUGGGAGUUGUUGAAUUUCUGCACCCCUGCCUGAUCUCAGAACAGCUAACCUGGCGGAAACUGAACAUCUGAGCAGCUCUAUCUCUAAUUGUGCUCAGUGAGCUGCAAGAGUCGAAGCUCAGCAAACAGCACUCAGACACCGUCAGCAGAUGGCUUCUCCAGCACAGGUGGGUGUUCAUUACUAUUACUCCUGAGACUUUAUUUAUAUCUAUAUAUGUACCAGGUUUUAUCUGAACGUUAUUGUUUUUGAUUGUUAGAUGAGAAGUUGUUGAUUUUUAUAGAAAAAGUUGAUUCAAGUGUUUCGAUAAGUUUAGAGUGUUUGCUGCGUGAACAGUUUCCUUAGCGUGGGAUUGGUUGUAAGGUUAUUGUUUUUGCUGAUGUAUGAACGAUCUAUGUUUAAAGAAUAAAAACAUCACUCUGCCUGUAAUGGAAACAAAUCAAACACACGUAUAACCACACAUCUGCAGUCACAGCACACCUUUGCAACGUCACAAUACGUAUCUGACAGGUGAGUGUGUGUCAUCGGCUGACCAUUUGCAUUCCGGUUAAAAAGCAAGAACAGGUUUGGGCACGUCACACACACUGCUCUGCUGCAGACACCUGACUACACCUGGAGCCUCCUCUAAUACAGUAAGUUAACAUAUAUGAGAUUUAUAUUUAAUAUGUUGUUGUCCAGGUUUGUCUGAUAAAAGCAAAUUAAAUAAUGUCAGUUUGUUGAGCAAAUUUUUAAUCAGGGAGUUUAUUUUAUUACCAAAGGUGAUGCAUAUUCUGAUGUAAACAACUAACUAACUUGACUCAUUCAUGAAUCUCGAUUCAUCUCAAACUAAAUGAUAAAUACCUGUGUUUGUAAGACGCAUAAGAAAGGUUUUAAAAAAUCCUUAAAGUUGUCAGCUGUGGUCAAAGGGGAAUAAAAUCCUAAGUGUUCAGUUUAUUUUGGAUAAACUGUAAUUUUAAAAAUAAAGUAAGGAGAGUUUUAAGGUUGCAGAUUGUCUUAAGUUACAACUAUUUUCUGUGAAAUUUGAUAGAAAAAGACCUGUUUGUAUUCACUAUUUCCACAAGAUACUCUUACUUCGUGGUCGGAGUGCAAUGGUAAAAUUUUUCUAACCUGAAAUGAUCAGUUUCAAAAAGAGUAAAAAACCACAUAGUUGGAAAGUUGUAGUGAAUCAUGGUUCAUCUAAAUCUGGCUGUACAAAAUGUCCAUUCUUCUACAAAGAGAGUACAAAUGAUGAUGAAGAGAUACAGAAUCGCGUCAAAGGUGUCGACUUUUCCAGCCAAAUGUAAUUUUUUAAACUAACUGUGAUCAUUAAGAAAUCUGCACGUGCGAAAGACAGAUGUCACGAAUUAUCAAUGAGCGUUGUGAUGCACUCCUGCUGUCAGUGUGUGCACACGGACCAGAUGAUUUUUGUUUGUUUUUCUCCUUUUCGCUGACUGCUUCCCUUCUGUGAAUGUCUCAACAAUUUAAAACAAUGCAAAUGUGUUUCAAGCUCUGCAGGUUUCACCAAACACAAAGCUGAGUAAGCUGUUCCUGAACCGUAAAGUGUUAAUGAAGCGUGGUUUGAAGUUAAAGAGGCUGUAAAGCAAAGCAGAUUAUUCACUUUCUUUAAUAACCUUAUUAAUGCAUGUUGAUAUUUAAUUGAUAUCUGGUAAGAGGAAAGAGGAAACAAGGAGAAAAGUGAAGCUGAUGUUAGUUUUUAAAUUUUUUUGGGCUUUAAAUUCAUUCCUCUUGUGUUGUUUUAUUUUUGAUCUUACUUUUCUUGUUUAAGGUGAGAAUGGCAUCGGUGUCGAUGAGCUCCCGCCUUAGCAAGGCUAUACGCCAACAGUACAUGAACCUGCCUCAGGGAGGGAAAUGCCAGGUCACCUACAUCUGGAUUGACGGCACUGGAGAGGGUCUGCGUAAUAAAACCAGGACCCUGGAACAAGAACCAACCAGUGUAGAAGGUAAUCAGCUCUGAUUUGACUUUACUUUACUGUAGUGGGGUGAUUCAAUGAAGUGAGCUCCCUCUGACUGUUUUUUAGGACUAAUUUGGGGCUAAAAUAACUUACUUUGCUGCUGGUUUCCUACCAAAUAGAGACAAUAUGAAGCAUUAAAUUAAGGGAUUAAUUUGUACCUAAAGAUAAUGAAUAAUUUAGAGAGCUUAUUCGUCUCAGCUGAAGGGAAAAUAGUGGAAUAGUCAAAGUGUUCAACCCUUGACUGUGCAUCGAUGUCAUCAGGUAGAGACUCCAGAAAAGGGAGGAUUGCAAAUCUACAUUGUACACAAUACAUAUGCAAGAGCAUCCUGGUGCAACAUCGGUAUAUGCGGGAUUAGUUACAGAACAAAUAUUUGUUGCUGUUCAAUAGUCUAAUACAAAUAUUUGUUUAUCCUUUCUAUUGACAUAGGUCACAGAGGUUUUUUGUUGUUGUCCAAUAAGAUCACAAACACAAAUGAAAUAAUAGAUUAUUUAAUGAUAGAUAUAGUCGGGCCAGUCCAAAGAGAAAAACUAAAGAGACAGAAAACACACAAAAAAACACAGUUAUAUACCUAAUCCUAUAAUGUGCAUUAACUGUGUGCUACAUGCAAACACAAAACUUAAAAAAUGCAGACCACACCCAAAAACAUCAAAGACACAAAAUUCUCAUGUGGUGCAAAUAAGUUAUCCAAAAUCCUUUUUUAAAAGGAUUUUUAUUUUUGUGUAAUUGUUUAGCAAUCCCAAGAGGCCAUAAAGGAAUUGGCUGAGCAAUAGCUUUAGGACUAUUGUCUCAGUAAACUCCACUACCCCAUGGUCAGACAGCAAAUUUAGCAUAUUCUACCUGAGGGGGUGGGUUAAUGGGUUAGAGUUCAAACAUAUACACUGGGGUCUAAACGUGCAACACUCUGAAAAUAGGUCAGACCGAACUGGAUCCAAAACACAGCAGCAAGCCAAAGAAGAAACUUACAUUUCAGAUUAAUGUAAGUCUGCUCCGUACGAAAGAGGAUUAGGGCCACAAGAUGAGAAAAAAGAAUAACUACAGAAGGGGGAGUUUUUUAAUUUCCAUUUUGAGAUUAAAAUUGAAAUUUCGAGAUUAAAGUCAACAUUUAAAAAAGUCAAAAUUUUGACUUUAUUCAUGUCAACUUUAAUCUCGAAAUUUCAACUUUCAUCUCAAAAUUUUAUUUUUUUAAUCUUGAAAUGUUGACAUUAUUCACGACAAUUUGACAUUUCAUAAACUAAAAAUUUUUACUUUAAUCUUGAGAUUUUAAUUUUUCAUUUCAAAAUUUCAACUUUAUUGACAUAAUUUUGAUUUUUUUUAAUCUUGAAAUUUCGACUUUAAUCUCCUUCCAGUUAUCUAUUUUUUUCUCUUCAUGUGGCCCUAAUCCUCUUCCGUAGUUCCACCUAAUUAGUAAUAUUGCAGCCGAGUUUCAGUGAUAGAGAGGUGGAAUAUUUCACAGGGGUUAUGGUUUGUGUAAAACAACUGAUUCUGGGUCUCAGUUAACCCAUGUGUUGACAACAAAAUUGUUCAGAUAGCCCCCUCCCUAAAUAUGUAGGUUAGAAACGUGCUGUACAGAAAUGAGGUCAAAUACCUCACGUGAUCACGGGAGCAGCCUCUCCAAGAGCAACACCAUGAACAUCAGUCUUGUCACCGUUCAAAUGCAAGGAAUUCACUCCAUAGCAAAGACAGCCUAAAGGGGUCUAAACAAUUUUAAAGAAGUAAUAAAAUGAAAAUCCACCACAGAAGUAGCAGAGGAAGAGAAUUACAAGCGCUCUAGUAAAGAGCCUUGUGGCACAUAAUAAGAUAGCAGAGAUGCAAAUUCUCGUACAAUUUUUUGGUGUGUUAAAAUGAAAAUCUGUCUGAUGUUUCCCAUGAGUUAACCACACUAUAACAUGAUCUCAUAAUCACCAUGUGAUGUCUACUGUGUGUUGUGCAGAACUGAGGUCAGGAAGUAUCAACAUUCAUCAAAUAAUCUUAUCAGAUGAAGCAACUCAGACAUGCUCAAAGUCAGAAAGCCAGUUCUUACAGGAUAUGAGUUUAAAAAAAAAGUGUUUGGUUAUAAGGGACCCUGGGACUGCAUGAUAAAUCCUGGUUCAAACCCCCCACUUCAGCAGAAGCCUUUCUAUAGGCAGUUAGCUGGGCUCAGCAAAAAGACUUAAAGGAUAUCAGAGGAAACAGCAAGCCUAGUCAUGUCUCAAAAAUACCUGUAGGGAGUUCUGUUGCCCCACAUCUGGGAAAAUUUCUCCUCGUGAUUUUUCCUCUUUGAUGUAAGUUGGUUUAUUUAGGUCACCAAGUGCUCAGAGUGCUUAAGAGUGUAACUCGGUAUCUUAUCUCAUCAGAUAUUCCUGAGUGGAACUUUGACGGCUCCAGCACCUACCAGGCUGAGGGCUCCAACAGCGACAUGUACCUCAUCCCUGUAUGUAUGUUCAGAGACCCAUUCACCCUCGACCCCAACAAACUGGUCCUCUGUGAGGUCCUCAAAUACAACCGCUUACCUGCAGGUACAUUUGUUAUAGUUCUGGCAGAGUUUUUAUUGGUUUAGUUACAAACGGUAAGGCCUGGACAAACACUCUGCUGUUUUUUUUUCCGUGCUGUGCAGAAACUAACCAUCGCGCGUCCUGCGUGAAAUUGAUGGAGCAGGUGAAAGAGCACGGCAUCUGGUUCGGCAUGGAGCAGGAGUACACACUGCUGGGGAUAGAUGGACAUCCUUUCAGCUGGCCACAAAAUGGGUACCCGGGACCCCAAGGUGAAUCAGCAGACACUUUUUCAUGGCUGUUUCUACCAUUUUUUCUCUCUUUGACAUGUUUUACAUCGAUUUUUCUAAUUUUUCUUCUAUAGAGGUUUGAUGUUUGCAGAGCUAAGCAUUUAGAAGUAACAUUUUAACUGAUGGAAGUUAUAGAAGAGAAAUAGCAGUUGUAGAAAUGUCAUCUUUUCUUUGGGUUAAUUCAAAAGAAACAUUUAAAUAAGUUUUUCAUGAAUUUUGUGGGCUGAUGAUUGUUUACCAGCUCUUAUGUCAGUGCAGUUUAAAUUUGUGUGUCUAUGUUAAUAUUUCAAUAAUGAAGACUUCAAGGUAAUAAAAUCUGCAUUCGUAAAUAUAACAACUUGUUGCUCAAGACGACUAUAAGAUACUGUUCAGCUCAUGUUGUUGCUCAAACUGAAAAAAAAAACUUUGCAAUCUUUCAAGCAAAAAGUAAAAACAUUGGAUUUUCUUGUGACAAAGAAGCUAAUCUAGUGACUUUUAUGUUUUCAUGCUCACGUUUUUAUGGACUAAAAAUACAAAAAUGUAAGAAAUAAUUAUGAUAUUCUUUUGUGCGUUUUGGUUGCUUUUUUUCAUCCAAAUAAUAUGUUUUUAUUUUCACAUAAAGGACCCUAUUACUGUGGAGUUGGGGCAGACAAUGCUUACGGACGAGACAUUGUAGAGUGUCACUACAAAGCCUGUCUCUAUGCUGGGGUCAAAAUCUGUGGCACCAACGCUGAAGUUAUGCCAUCUCAGGUGAGUGACACAUGUUCUAAUGCACUGAAAAAAGCAUGAAUUAGUGUCUGUUUGUCUUUUUGUUAUACGUCUUUUCCUGAUUUACUGAGGUCUUUCUCCUCUUUGCUGUUUCUUCUUCAGUGGGAGUUCCAGGUGGGUCCCUGUGAGGGCAUUAACAUGGGUGACCACCUGUGGGUGGCGCGCUUCCUGCUGCACCGUGUGUGUGAAGACUUUGGGAUAGUUGCAACACUGGACCCCAAACCGAUGAAAGGAAACUGGAAUGGUGCUGGUUGUCACACGAAUGUCAGCACAAAACAGAUGAGGGAUGAAGGUGGACUGCUGUGAGUAAAGUUGAAAAUCAGGUUUAUCAUCUGAUCAAUAAAACGGGAAUAUAUGAACCUCACCAAUGAAAUAUUAAAAACAAACACUAAAAGUUCAAAAAGAGCCUGCAUUGAAACUAAAAAUGUUAUGUAGCGGUUGUUCAAAAUCACUGUAUUGGCUUGUUUUUACUGCCCUCUGGUGGCAGAACAGUAACUGCAGGAAAGGUGGAUUGUGUAGGGUUUUAUUUAUAAGGAAAAAUAUUGAAGUGUGAUACAGCUUCUGUCCUGUUUUUGGAGGAGCAUUGCAGGUUAGGAUACAAAGAUUUGCAUUAUUGUGAGCAUUAUUUUGUAAGUCGACUAUUCACAUCAUUUUACACGAGUCACUGUAACAUCAUUUCCAUCUUCUGUUUUCCUCUGAUAACAGGUACAUUGAGAAGGCCAUCGAGAAGCUAAGCAAAAAGCAUCCCGAACACAUCCGCGUGUACGACCCCCGUGGGGGGCAGGACAACAUGAGACGCCUCACAGGUCUCCAUGAAACCUCCAGCAUCGAGGACUUCUCUGCUGGUGUGGCCAACCGUGGUGCCAGCAUCCGCAUCCCUCGCCAGGUGGGCCAAGACAAGAAGGGCUACUUCGAGGACCGCCGUCCUGCUGCAAACUGUGACCCCUACAGUGUGACCAGGGCCAUCGCCAGCACCUGUCUGCUGGAUAAAGAAGAAGAAGAAUGAUUGGAGGAGGAGGAGGAGGAAGGUCUAGGCCAAGGAGAAGUAUAUAUAGCAUUUGUCUGAUAGACCAGUAUAGUGAAAUAAAUAACCUCAAAGUGUCUCCAUGCAGGUUUAAGAGAUAAACAGAGACAGACAUGAUGUUUACUGUUAUCUCUAUAUAACUUACCUCAGUUUAUGGUCAUGUGCACAGAUAGCAACAG